GUACUUAUUUAAAGUCACUUUUACUUUAGGCAAACUUGUCACAUUAUAAAUAUUUUUCAAGAGAUAUAAUUAUUGCUGUAAAGCCAAGCCCUUUUCAAAAUUUAUUGUAAAUAUAUAAAAUUAUUACCGCUACAGUAUGACUUGUCUGCGAGAAAUGCAAUUUGACGAUCUAUUCAAAUUCAAUUCGUUGGUCUUCGAUGCCCUAACCGAGGUGUAUAGUCUGACCUUCUUUGUAAAGCACCUUCUGGAAUUUCCAGGGCUGUCACAGAUUGCCUUGGCUCCCGGUUCCGAGGCCAGACGCAUGGGAUAUAUCUUCGGGAAGAAAGAGUACAUAGGUAGUAUGUGGGACCCGCAGGGCCAUAUUUCAGCGCUGACUGUUUCCUCGGAGUAUCGACGUGUUGGCGUGGCCACUGCCUUGAUGGACUACUUUUACACGGCCCUGGACCUCAGAGGCGCUUCCUCCAUCAACCUGUUCUUGCGAUGCAGUAACCUGGUUGCCUACCGCCUAUACUGUUCCCUGGGCUACGCACUUCAGCGAACUGUGCUCGACUACUACCCGGAGCCGGAGAAUGCUUUCGAAAUGAGAAAGUACAUACGACGGCCAUUGGAGAUUCAAGCACCAACGGCAAUUAGGUAAUGAGCAGGACUUCCGAGAUACGCAGCAUCUGUACUCGAAAUAAAUAUCAGCUUCAGCUAAUUAAAAAAAA
Drosophila kikkawai is the source of this 707-nucleotide messenger RNA. RefSeq names its product N-alpha-acetyltransferase 20. Gene Ontology annotation, biological process: N-terminal peptidyl-methionine acetylation. Gene Ontology annotation, cellular component: NatB complex. The record is from RefSeq and is a predicted model, not a curated record. NCBI's taxonomy places the organism in Eukaryota, Metazoa, Arthropoda, Insecta, Diptera, Drosophilidae. Gene Ontology annotation, molecular function: protein-N-terminal amino-acid acetyltransferase activity.